Molecule: messenger RNA, 849 nt
Organism: Paramormyrops kingsleyae
Lineage: Eukaryota; Metazoa; Chordata; Actinopteri; Osteoglossiformes; Mormyridae
Gene: nrsn1
Product: neurensin 1
Biological process (GO): nervous system development
Cellular component (GO): neuronal cell body; neuron projection; transport vesicle
Source: RefSeq, a predicted model, not a curated record
UGCGCACUAAGGUGUUUGCGUGUGUAUGGGUGUGUGUCCCUGAAUCAUCGCUGUGCGAAGACAAGCACAGAGUGAUGGGACCAGAGUGAAGGGACAGCAGCGAGCUCCCAGUGGCUGGCUAUGACAGAUGCGAAGGAUGGCCUCGUGCCCGGACAUCUGCGGAGCGAGGCGUGCUGAGAGACCGCAGCCGGCCGCCGCCGGCGGCGACCGCCCCCACUACGGUGUCCGUUCGUACCUGCACCAGUUUUACGAGGAGUGCACCACCUCAAUCUGGGAAAGCGACGAAGAUUUUCAGACUCAGAGAUCGCCUAGCAGGUGGAGCUCUGUCCUCUGGAAGGUUUUCCUCGCUUUGGGAACCUUGAUCUUAAUCACAGGCCUGACCAUGCUGACUGUGGGCUAUGUCACCACGCCCAAAAUCGAAGCCUUCGGGGAGGACGACCUUCUGUUUGUGGACAGCAGAGCCGCAAGCUUCAACCGGGCCCUCGAGGCCUGCAAACUGGCCGGGGCCAUAGUGUUUUGCGUUGGGGGCAGCGUGAUGGCAGGGGGCUUUCUGCUGUCUGUGUCCGCAGAGGGGAACGCCAAACAGGAGCGGGGCCUUUGGCGAAGGCUGGCCCAGAGGCCGCCUGAGCCGGUGACCCGGGCACCAGCCCCCAGGGAGGGUAAAAUCCCCGUCACGCUGUCCAAAGUGCAGAACGUUCAGCCCACGUCCGGAACCUGACGCUAAGUGGUAACCACAGGAAAUAUGUGUAUCUACUUGAAAUCCAGCUUAAGCGAUUAAGCAAAUAUGACAUACAGUCCAGAACAAAUAACUUUACAUGCAUUAAAGAAAUGAAGAUUAGGGGGGGGGGG